Messenger RNA from Sphaerodactylus townsendi, 703 nucleotides. RefSeq names its product gastrokine 1 (gene GKN1). Gene Ontology annotation, biological process: regulation of cell population proliferation. The transcript is spliced from 6 exons. Bases 12 to 563 code for a protein of 183 amino acids. The record is from RefSeq and is a predicted model, not a curated record. NCBI's taxonomy places the organism in Eukaryota, Metazoa, Chordata, Lepidosauria, Squamata, Sphaerodactylidae.
CCAGCAACAAAAUGAAGCUGAUUAUUCUGAGCGUUGCUCUUCUGGGAGUUUUCCUGGCCCCUGCCUUGGCCAAUAAUGAUAUCAAUGUAGAGAAUGAGGAUAAUAGAGGGGGAAACUCCCAUCAGUCCGUGAGCAUCGAUAAUCAAAAGCAGGUGGUGAACGUUGACAAUAACAAUGGAUGGCACUCAUGGAACUCCAUUUGGGAUUAUGCCAGUGGCUACACAGCUAUCCGGAUAUUUUCUAAGAAAUCCUGCAUUAUUGCACCUCUGAAUAAGCAAAUAAUACCAGAUGUGACUGUCCUUCCACAAGCCAUCAAGGAAAAGCAGAAGACAGGUGCUCAAGGACCUCCAUCCAAGCAACUGACUUACACAAUCUCCCAUAAUAAAAUCACUGACCUGAGCACAUAUGGGAAGAAUAUUGAAAACCUGUGCAGAGGGAUCCCCACCUACCUUGCCCAUGAAGUUAAAGCACCAAGCUUUGUCUUUUACUCUGGAUCCUGUUUCAGAGCUAACGUCCUUUGGAUCCUUGGAAUCAGCCUUUGUGGCCAAACAUAUGACUACUGAUGAGCCUGGCAAGGGUCUUAUUUGGGAACUUGCUCAAAGUCCAAUUGCUCUUCGAUGAAAAUCUCUUCUGGAUGUUAUUCCUCUUUCGUUCCUUUUAUGCUUGAAGCAUAGAAAAAUGUCAAGUGUAUACAGGUUGACUG